AGAGCUUAGUUACUUGGGCCUUGGCCCAUGGUUUUUGUUGGACGGGGGGAGGAACGGGCCGACGGGUGACCUCGUCAGCAGGCACACCUCCACUCAGCUUGUCCUGUGCCGUGCCGUCUUCCCUUCUUCCCCCAACUCGCUCGCUUUCUCGUCCCCGCGCGGAAGCGGAGCACCCAACCCAACACGCCUCCCUCCCCUCCCCUCCAGAUCCAGCCUCCCUUUCGGCCUCCUCUUCCUCUGCUGAGUUCCUCUUCCUCCGUGGAAUCCGCACCCGCCGCCCGCCCCCAAUUCGGCCGGGAUCCUUCGAUUCGCUUCUUCCUCCCUCGUCUAUAGUUGGGAAAUCUCAACGCUGGGGAGUCGGUCAUCACUGUUGAAGGCCAUGAUAUCACUCUGCCAGGGCACCACAGGAAGUUUUGGCAAACUGAAUCCAUGAGUUUUGGUCAGCUUGGGACCCAAGGAAGGACAAUAAGGUUUGGUCCGAGAGUGAAGUAGCAGAGUGGUGCCAAAAAAAUUUUUGCCCAACACACCAUGCUUGAGGAUUUCUUCACUCUUACUGAGAUGAAGGAAGGGAUAUCAACGGUUGCAAGGAUCACAGAGCUCAUAUCUGAGAUGCGCAAGCUGGAAAACUCCGUGGACAUCAACACAUUUGACGUGAUAAGGCAGUGCUCCACGGCUGCCAACACACUAGCAUCCACCAAAAACGAAGAGUGUCUUCAGCAUUUUGUUCAGCUAAAUGGUGUUUCCAUUCUCAACCAUUGGCUUCAGGAUGCUCAAAAUUGUGGUGGGGACGUCAGCAAUCCAGCUGCUGAGGAUCUCAUAGUUGCGAUAUUGACUGCAUUGGACUGUCUUCCGAUCAGCAAUGAGCAAUCAGUCUCCUGUGGGGUUAUGCCUACUGUUGGUCACCUGCUGGCUCACAGAAUUGCCGUGAUCAACCAAAAGGCAAGAGCACUCUGUCACAAGUGGGGCGGUGUACCAAAACAUGGUACAAAUGGAGAGCAUUUUCAUACAGAGGAGUCAAGCCACACUGACCAGCUUAAGUCUCCAGAUGCCGGCCACAAGACAGAAACUAAGAGAAAGUGUGUAGUGGACGAAGGAGAGCCUGAUGAAGAAUCAAAACCUGAGGUGACAACUCACUCAGAUGCACCUUUGUCCGACCCUUCUCUGACUAAUGAUAAUGCAGAUGCAACAGAGCAACCAGCAGGGCUAACUUCACCAAAUCCAUCAAACGGAAAUGCAACAUUAGGGGAUGUGAACAACUUGGUCAGGUCUCCUACAUCUGCAGGUCAUGUGGGUUUAGAAGAUGGGCAGUCCACCCCCAAUGAAAUUUCUUCCAAUGAUGCUGAACUGCCCAUUAAUGGCAUACUCCGGUCAAACUCUACUAAUGCAAAAAGUGGUACUGGACAAGAUGCUCCAGUGGAAUCAACUCCAGUGGCCAUGUCUGUAGACCAUAAUAAACCUGGAAAGUUGUUUCCUGGUAGUAAAAUGGGUCUGGAGGAUAGUAUUAUUUCAGUUAGCUCAAGUAUCAAGGAGUCUCAGCCAUUUGCAGCUGGUAGAUCACAUUUGGAGAAGGAUACAACUGAAACUUUGAACCAUCUUGCAGUUGUAACCCGUGAUUUGCAAGAUUUGUCCGAGGAAAGUACAAGCAAAGAAGAUGAACCUACAUCAUCAUCUAGUACAGAUGAUAUGGACAUGAGCGGUGAUUAUAUAUUGCAAAGAUGCAUGUCGAGCUUUGGGGGCUCCUCCAAGGCAGCAGACACAAAAUCCACUGCAUUGGAAGGGGAGAAAUCAACACGAAUGGCAGACUUUGAUGAUACAGAUGCACUAGAAGUUGCACGUCUGGUAGCUAUUGAGGUGGAGCGGGAAGUCAUUGACUACAGAGAACCCUUUUGUAGUUCUCCUGAUACUAAUUCCAGGAAUGCUGACAGUCCUGACCUGGAAGGACCACGGCAGCCUGUAGCCAUUGCCAGUGAACUGAAUGAUAAUAAAUCUUCCAGUACAGAGGCUAAGUCAGGAAGCUCCUCAUCUCAUAAGGAGGAUGGAUCAGGCAUCACAGAUGGCAGCGGUCCGUUGAGUAGAAAACAUACACACAGUGUCGAUCUGGGGAACUUAGACCUUAAUGAAAAUCAGUGUGCCGAGGAAACUGACUUUAAUCCGAAGUCGAUCCUUAGUAAUUCUGUCAAUUUGUCAAUGCCUAUAGCUGUGGCUGCAUCAAGAGGCUCAUCUGUGUUUCCAGCUCGGCUCCACUUUGAAGGUGGACUUGGGUGGAAAGGCUCUGCUGCAACCAGCGCCUUUCGACCAGCUCCACCUCGGAGGACUCCUGAUGCAGAGAAGUCACUUUCAGCUUCUUCACAUAAAACAAGCAACAUAUUAUUUGAUUUAAAUGUAGCUGACAACGGCAGUGCUACUUCUGGUGAACCACUUUCGACAGCAAUCCUGCCAGCUUCUUCUGAACUACCUUCCGAGGUUGCUUCCAAAGCAGUUGAUGUGAGCGGAGGACUGAAACUUGACCUUAAUUUCUCAUGUGGUGAUGAGGAAGAUGCUAUCACUGCAAGCAAUGUGCCGUCAUUGUGGAAUCACCAACAAUUUAAUGGCAACUGGAGUCAGCCUUCUUUCUCAUCUUCAAAGCAACCUGCAGCCAGAAACUUUGACUUGAAUGACAACAUGUCGAUCGCUGAUGUUUCUGUGCGAGGAAUGGACGGGUCUUCUGUCAAGACUCCUUCAAGGCCAAGGGAUAUGUCGGACCAUUCUGCCGUCACAAUUAUGGGUAAGAGGAUAGUUGUAGGACAGAGAGAUGAUGGACAGCAAUACCAGCAUAACUUUCUGGGACCAAGUGCUGAAUCAAGAGUUUUUGCAAGACCCACUCAAUCUUUUGCACAUACUCCUGAUUAUAGUGUUCUCAGUUAUCCAUCUCAACCUGCCAUGCCUUUUACCCCAGCGUUCUUUGCCCCAGGGGGCAGUCCAUACUUGGUGGAUGCAAAAGGUGCACCAGUCAUACCACCGCUGUCAGGUCUAAGCCUCGGCAUUUCUCAUCCAUCUUUCAACACCAGAGCAACACAGCCCUCAUCUAAUGAACUGAGUUACUUCCAUCCUAGCGUGGAUUUCAGUUAUGGAGUGUCAUCUGAAGGCGCACGUAGGGAAGCAGGGAGCUACUGGCCCAUGUCCUACCAGGGUCAGACAAUGUUUGUGGAUGAACGCAUGAGGAAUGUAUCACAGGAUGGUACUUCUGGGUUGGUGCUGAAGCGAAAAGAGCCAGAGUCAGGUUGGGAUUUGUACCCACGUCGUUGAGCGUGAGCCUGAAGGUUUGUUGCAGUCGCAAUCGAUUUUGUCCCACUCUCUUAAAAAGGAUAUGUUCAAUGCUCCGUUUAUGGCGGCACCUUGGACAUUGUAUUUUAGGGUAUUUCUUUGGCACGGGCCCAGUUCUACUAGGUCUGAAGACAUACACGGAGAACUGAAUAAGAGAUCAGCUACAGGUAGAUUUGACAGAUGUUGACAUGGCAAGGACAUUGUUAGCUGCUGGAAACCACCUCGUGUAGAUCUGGUUCUUUGUGAAUGUAUUAGCUUUGUUUUAGUUGACAUAAUAUAGCCAAAUUGCUCUCUAGGGAGCUAAAUUAUGUAAAUCAUCAUCGUAUAACUCAUAGAUGAAAUGCAUCCCUUUUUAUCUAUCUUUAUUUUUCCAGUGUUGGUGCAAGUUGUACUGUGAUCAACUAUAUUGUAUAUAUGUCAUUGUUUGAAGCUGCGCAUCCA
Messenger RNA from Zea mays, 3744 nucleotides. RefSeq lists its product as uncharacterized. Lineage: Eukaryota; Viridiplantae; Streptophyta; Magnoliopsida; Poales; Poaceae. The record is from RefSeq and is a predicted model, not a curated record. The transcript has 3 exons. The coding region runs from base 529 to 3285 and encodes 918 amino acids.